Molecule: messenger RNA, 1653 nt
Organism: Trypanosoma grayi
Lineage: Eukaryota; Euglenozoa; Kinetoplastea; Trypanosomatida; Trypanosomatidae
Product: putative katanin
Exons: 1
Coding region: 1-1653 (550 amino acids)
Biological process (GO): microtubule depolymerization
Cellular component (GO): katanin complex
Molecular function (GO): microtubule binding
Source: RefSeq, a predicted model, not a curated record
AUGAUCACCACCUCUGCGCUGCAACUUCCUUGUCAAGUGUAUUGCUCAAGGUUCAGUCCGAACCGUGCCCAGCAGCUAGUAGGCCUUGGUGGAAAAGAUGGCGCAAUCUAUGUGUAUCCAUUCGGAGACUAUCCCCGUAUUGCGCGUUUAGAGAGCGAGCCGUCUCCUUUGACAGCUCUUGCCUUUGAUCCGCAGCAACGCCGUGUUGUGGGUGGAAACGACAACGGCAGUGUGCGGCUUUGGGACGUCGGCACGGAGAAGUUCAUCCGGUCCUUUGGGAACGGUCAUAAAUCCACAGUGACAGGUGUAGAUUACCACCGCUACACAGACUUUAUCGCCACAUGCUCGCGGGACAAAAGUCUUCGCAUUUGGGAUACGCGAAAGAAAACUUGUCUGCAGUCGUACAAGGGAGCGACGUCGCCCCUGUGCGCCACGGAAUUUUCCCCGAACGGUCGCUGGGCAGCUAGCGGGUGUGCCGAGGGCGUCGUCCGUUUAUAUGACUUGGUGUCAGGGAAGGAACUGAAUGAAUUCCGCGCCCACACGGGGGCUGUUACAUCCAUACAAUUCCACCCUGAGCAGUACUACAUGGCGGUGGGCAGUAGUGACGGUUCCGUCUCUUUGUGGGAACUGGAAAACUUCACAAAAGUUUACCAAAGCAGCCCUCUCGACACACCCAUAGACGCAGUGCAUUUAUUUGGCAAAAAGAUGCUUGUGGCGGCUGACCACGUCCUGCGCGUGUACGACUUUACUUUGAUGAGCGACAGCACAGCGUGCUCUAUUGAAUCCCCGUGGAAUAUCAUCGGUGACUUGAGUUUUUCUUCAGUCACUGAUGAAGCGUUGUUUGUAGAGUUCAGCGGCGCGACGGCUCGUAUGGGGCGACUCUCCCUUAGUCAAUGCUCUGACGCUUCUCCACAGCUGCCACCGUCUCCCCCUACUACCCCCACUGUUGUUACCGCAACUGCCAUGGCAGCACCACCAUUCUUGCGUUCUGCCCCCGAAGAAAAAAACACUAAGGCAACAGGGAGUCUGCCUAUCCAGAUAUUGCAUCCGAAUCCACAAAAGGUGCCUCUUGUGCGUGACUCUGUCACGCCCUUGGCAGGGUCAAGUAAUUCGCUGACGACUGACUUGCUAAAGUCAAGUGCGUCAAUGCUGUCUGUUUUGCAGCGACGGCUGACACACAUUCGCGUGGUUCGUUCUCUCUGGGUGCGCGACCCUCAGCAAGCUUUGGAAUAUCUUGAGCAGCUAUGCGCUGAUCAAUCGGAAUGCGGAGUCGUGGCUGAUUUUCUAGUCGCGAUGCAAAACAUGCGCAUGAAGGAGCGCAUCAACGUGAGCAACCUACCUGGCUUACUCAACGUCCUCGGUUACGCCCUCAAAAGUGAACAGGAAUCACUUCUUUUGGCGGCCUUAAAAGUUGUUCGAAGUAUGAACAGCAGGUUCCGCGCCAAGAUGGACGAGGCUCGUCGCUUCGCAGCAUCCUUCAAGAAUGUGGAUGCCAAAACCCCGGAAACUAUUAUGCAGCAGUACUACGAAUUAAGCGCAAGGUUUGAGAAUCUUGCCGUCCUCGUGUACGAACUCCAAGGACGAAAGGGACAGGUUGGCGAGGAGGCCUGUGAGGUGUUGGAUGAGCUCCCAGCCGUUACAAGAGUGAGGUAG